AUGAAGAACUUUACCUUGAUAACAGCUUUAAGUCUCUGCAGCUUCAGCUGGAUCUCUGUCUCAGGUUUUGACUUUGAGACUGUGGAGGUCCAGGCUGGUGGAGAAGUCGAACUGCAGUGCUCCAACUUUUCAAGUUCUCUUAGUCAGAUAAUCUGGUUCAGAGUGGUCAAGAGACACCCAACCCGCCAGAUCGCCUACAUCUACGAGCCUUUUGAGCCGACUAAAUUCCCUGAUGGAUUUAAAAAUGGAAAAUUUGAAGUGAGAUCCAACCUCUGUUCUGUUUUUCUCAACAUCAAACAAGUGAAUUCAUCUGACUCCGGUCUGUAUUUCUGUGGAUACUACAUCAGCAGAAACCCUGUUAUUGUUGAUUCAACAUAUUUAGAGGUUCAAGAAGCGUUUGAUGGAAUGACAAAGCUGCCGACUCUGAUCCUGUCCGGUCUGACUGUUCUCCUUGUUAUGGUCAUCAUGUGUCUGGCUGUUAAAGUCAAAAAGCUUCAGAAAACUCAUGGUGAAGAACACAAUCCACAACGGACAAAGAACCAGGACUCAGAGGAACUCCACUACGCAGCAGUGGCUUUUCAGCCAAAAACUAAACGAAACCAGCGGCCUGCAUCAGAGAAUGAAGCGGAGACAAAUACUAUUUAUUCAGCAACCAGAUAG
Molecule: messenger RNA, 660 nt
Organism: Anoplopoma fimbria (sablefish)
Lineage: Eukaryota; Metazoa; Chordata; Actinopteri; Perciformes; Anoplopomatidae
Exons: 5
Coding region: 1-660 (219 amino acids)
Biological process (GO): response to bacterium
Source: RefSeq, a predicted model, not a curated record